AUGGCACCCCAUCUGUCAAACGAUACCGUACACUGGUUUAUGAAUGAAUUAACGUCAAGAAUUGUUAGUCAAUCAGGAAAUCCGAGUGACAGAUAUCAUCUUGGCAAAAUAAUAUUACAAAGUUUGAAAGACUACCCUAAAGCUAUUAUGCAAAUAGAUGGCGCAACUGGAGAAGAAGAGACCAAUAGUUCAGCUCUACAAAGAAUUAUUGAAUGCGCUAUCACCUUACGGAAGUGUGGCAUAGGAAUUGGUGACGUUAUUGUCCUUAUGGCUCCAAGCCAUUUGGACCUAGCGAUUCCUCUCUAUGCAGCCCUUUGUGUUGGUGCCAUAGUUUCAGCUGUUGAUAGAACUCUUAGCGUUAAUGAGCUAAGAGCAACAUUUGAAGUGUCGGAACCAAAAAUCGUAUUUUGUCAAAGUGAAAAGGCAACGGAAGUCCAAAUCGCCCUCAACGAUAUUGAGCAAAAUACAGAAAUUGUUACAUUUGACAGCGGCGAUUACUUGUGUUCAUUCCAAGAAUUUGUUACUAGAUAUCGAGAUGAUUCAUUGAUUGAUGAUUUUGAAGUCGCCGAUUUAGAUACAGAAAGCGCAGGCGCACUUUUAAUAGCGACGAGCGGCACAACCGGCUUGCCAAAAGCGGCAGUAGCGACGCACAAAAAUUUUGCUACCAGCCUACCCUAUGUAUGGUCCCGAUCGACAACAUUCCCGGGCCCAACACAUAUGGCGCUGGUUGGUUCACCGUUGCAAUGGCUGACAGCCAUCAUGAGCUUUCUUUUAUCACCAAUUUUAAAAUACAUAAGACUACAGACAUCUUCGCCGCUUACGCAGGAGCAUGCGUACUAUCUCAUCAAUACUUAUAAGCCUUCAUACGCAGUAAUGAGUCCUACAUUUAUGACCACUUUGAUGCGACCUGAAGACCGUGAUCAGUGUGAUUUCACGUGCUUUGAACUUUUACUAUUGGGUGGAAGUGCAGUGCCAGUUGAACUAAUUAAUGAACUUAAGAAUAUUACACCUGGAACUGAAGUUUUUAGUAUUUACGGAAUGAGUGAACUAUCUGGCAUUGCAUUCCACUCUGAUUAUCCACCUCCCAGUUCUGUUGGGAGACCGAUGGGAUGCUUUCAAUAUAGGAUUGUAAAUGUUGAUACACUAGAAGAUAUUGAUAAACCAAAUGUACCAGGAGAAUUGUGGCUGAAGGGUCCUUGCAUCUUUAAGGAGUACCACAAAAAUCCUGAAGCCACUGCAGAAACAUUUCAUGAAAACGGAUGGUUUAAGACUGGUGAUAUGUUCUAUAGAGAUGAAAACUUUAAUUACUACUUUUGCGAACGAAUUAAACUACUGCUGAAAUAUAAAAGUUUCCAGAUUUCACCGGUCGAAGUUGAGAACGUGAUUCGCCAACAUCCAGGCAUUUUAGACGUAGCAGUGACAGGACUACCAGAUCCAGAAUGUGGAGAUCUGCCUGUCGCCUGUGUGGUACUUCGAACUGGUUACGAAGUCAGCGCAAAUAAUAUUAAAGAUAUGGUUCAAGAUUCGUUAUCUGAUUCGAAGCGUCUGCGUGGUGGAGUCGUAUUUUUGAAUGAGAUACCUAUGACAGCAUCAACAAAAGUACACAGGCGAAAAUUAAAGGAAAUCGUAAUGAAUCCGGACACUGUCAUAAAUUAAUUUUCUAACAUUGCAUUACACCAGUACCAAUAUAAAACUAAACGCUAAAUUAAUGAUAACCGUUUAAAAUUCGAGGUUCGAACCCCGGCUGUGCACAAAUGGAUUUAUAUUUCUAUGUCCGCUAAUACUUGUUUUUCAAACAUCGUGAGGAAACCGGCGUUCAACCCAAAAAGUCGACGUUUGUCAAGCGUAGAAGGUUGAUCGUCUAUUUACCUAUUAGAUAAAACAAAUGAUCAAUAAACAUAUACACUAAUCAAUGUGCAGACCUAAAAGUUUUUAGCACUACAACCACGUUUGAUUUAGUUCUCUUACUUUAUUAUUAAUGUUUAUAACUUAUUCGAAAAUUGAAAUAUUAUUUUUCUGUAGGUUUUGGUGCAUUGUUUCAUUUUAUCUAACAACCUUCUAUAAACAACCGAUUUUAAUAGUGUCUACAGUUUAUGCUUUUAAUUGUUAAAACAAACGCACUGUAAAAUCUAAAUUAUAA
Molecule: messenger RNA, 2140 nt
Organism: Pieris brassicae (large cabbage white)
Lineage: Eukaryota; Metazoa; Arthropoda; Insecta; Lepidoptera; Pieridae
Product: luciferin 4-monooxygenase-like
Exons: 11
Coding region: 1-1656 (551 amino acids)
Biological process (GO): long-chain fatty acid metabolic process; fatty-acyl-CoA biosynthetic process
Molecular function (GO): long-chain fatty acid-CoA ligase activity
Source: RefSeq, a predicted model, not a curated record